Messenger RNA from Arabidopsis arenosa, 685 nucleotides. NCBI's taxonomy places the organism in Eukaryota, Viridiplantae, Streptophyta, Magnoliopsida, Brassicales, Brassicaceae. The record is from the annotation of a GenBank genome assembly.
AGGGGUUUAGGAUGAUCGUGUUCAAUCCUUGAUGAAUCAAUCUACACCAAAGAGAAAGUGAAACAUUGUGUUCAAUGGGUGGUGAUGAAAAUCUUCCUGACAAGCCUCUGGAUGAGAAGGUUUCAUUGGAUUUGACUUGUGGUAAGGAGGAGAUUUUGGAAGAGCUUAGGAUUUGUUUGCCCAAAUGGGUUACACAAGAACAAGUAACAGAUAUGAUUAGAGGGACAUGUAGGAAUAUAGUUGAAAUUGUUGAUAAUUUUUAUGAGCACGAGACUAAAUUCUAUGAGCAAGUCUCUGCUGUUAUAUCUUUCACGUCUAGAGAUGGGAUUGGUUCGUGUAACCACGAAGCACUUGUUUCGAAUCUGGAGUUUAUUCACUGUGAAACCGAGCGGAGUGAAAGUUGUCAGCCAUCGCAGUUUCACAAGCUUAAGAGCAUGAGUAGUUCUCAGAAGAGCAGCAUUUCUCCUGUGAAGAGGAAGAGAAAGAUAAAAGGUAAACCAAAGAAGAAAGGGAAAGCUUGUUCUAAGGUAGAAUCUGUAGGCCCAAAGCAAGCUUCAAUAACUAAAUUCUUCAACAAAGUUCCUUCAGAUGAAAGUGAAACCAAGGCUUAGGAGGCUGAAGAAGCCUAUUUGGAAGUAAUAUGGUGAGCUGUUUCUGCCAAUGCUAAUAGAGGGAUGAACUGUUG